UAGAAAACUGUGGUAGACAAUCGAGACAGACAGACCUGAACAAAUAAUGGAGGGUGGAUGCAGUGGGGAGUAGUCAGUGGUGCAGCCCUUACUCAUUGGUCGCCUUAGACACAGUAGCUCUCCCUCUCCCUCUCACAUAAAUGCGCUCCCACCGCCAACCGUAGCAGAUAGGCUAAUCACAGGCCACUGUGAGAAGGACACCACUUCCGCUGAUUUUGCCACAGUUUCCACGGGGAUGCGUUUUGACUCACAAAAAGAUCCAAGAUUCAACUUGUGUUUUCAUUUACGCUCUUCGCAAUUUUGCGCCUUUAGCGCAUAGGUUCCCAGACUGCUCCGCUUCAACUCUGAAGAUGACUGGGGUUUUUGAAAACUUAAAUACUGAUAUGCAUUCGAACCAGAUUACCUCGAACAAUUACCACAGCUUGCACAAAUCGCAGGAGUCCCCGACUCUGCCGGUGUCAACGGCGACGGAUAGCAGCUAUUACAACGGCCAGCAGCCUGGCCAUUGCGCCGGGUCUCCAUUUGGCCAGCUCGGCUCUUACCAGUACCACGGCAGCGCCACUAGUUCGGUGCCAUAUAACGCAAAGUCAUACGACCUUGGUUUCAACUCGUCUUAUGGCGCAUACAGUUCUUACGGGUCCAAUUCCUCUCCUACUCCAGCUGACACAGAGAAAGAAGAGAGCGAGCCAGAAAUCCGGAUGGUUAAUGGAAAACCAAAGAAGGUCAGGAAACCUCGAACAAUUUAUUCCAGCUUCCAGUUGGCUGCACUUCAACGGAGGUUUCAAAAGACGCAGUAUUUGGCUUUACCAGAACGGGCAGAGUUGGCGGCCUCACUGGGCCUUACGCAAACACAGGUCAAAAUCUGGUUCCAAAACCGCCGCUCCAAGUUCAAGAAGCUGUGGAAAAGUGGAGAAAUCCCCCCAGAGCAACACGUUGCUUCCAGCGAAUCUCCUCCGUGCACGUCUCCGCCAACGACUGCCUGGGAUUUUCCACAGACUCAAAGAAUGAAUGCUGUCAGCUCGAGUUUACCUCAGAGCAGCAGCCCUUCCAACACGACUGCGCCUUCGUCGUUUUUGGCUAACUAUUCCUGGUACUCCACCACGAACUCUACAACGCAUCUGCAGCCUCCACUGAUCCAGCACCAGCACAGCUCCGCCAUAAGCGCUGGGACGAUAUUCUGAAAUAAAGAAACAUUUGGGGUUAAAUCGGAAAAUACUGGUGAAAAUAGUAAAAUGCCAAUAGCUUCAUUUUACAGACCUCGUGUGCGCCUUUACACGCAAAAAAAAAAAAAAAAAAAAAAAAAGGAAAAUUAAUGGAGCAAGACAGGUUCAUGGACCUUGCCAGUUUUCGCACUGGUAAAUGAUAGACACAGAUUUCUACAGUUAUUUUUGUAUUUAUUUAUUUUGUUUAUGUGAGGGAUGAAUGAACCACUAUUACCCAAAGCAAUCACAGCCUGGGCGCAAGCCUGCUUUUACGCGGACGUCACUUUUUCUUUUCUCUCUUUUUCCCCCCAUUCCUGCAAAAAUUAAUUAUUGGCAGCAGGAAAACCUGUCACAUGUAGCACAAGUCAACUGUAUCGUGCCUUUUUUCCAAUGUAACCUCAUUUCGUUGUGCGGAAAAAAAACAAAGAAAAAAAAAACAACACCGUAUACCUUUAUUCAUUCCUCAUGUAGUUGAUUUAAGUAUAUUUGGGGGUAGCCUAAUUGUCUGGAUCCACGUUGUAAAUAUUUUUACCACAGCUUUUUGAUAGCCCAUGUCGCUUUGACUCUAUUAGGCUAUUGGUGCAAAUCCAUUAACCAUCGUGCUACUGAUUGUCCCACCCUCUGAUUUACUUGUAUUCCAUUUAAUUGUGUUUUUGUGUUAUUUAUUUUAGCAGUGUUCCAUAUAUGGCCAGACGUUAUUUAAAUAAAAUGUUUUCUGUGAA
Molecule: messenger RNA, 1924 nt
Organism: Melanotaenia boesemani (Boeseman's rainbowfish)
Lineage: Eukaryota; Metazoa; Chordata; Actinopteri; Atheriniformes; Melanotaeniidae
Gene: dlx2a
Product: distal-less homeobox 2a
Exons: 3
Coding region: 351-1181 (276 amino acids)
Biological process (GO): negative regulation of transcription by RNA polymerase II; cell differentiation; embryo development
Molecular function (GO): DNA-binding transcription factor activity, RNA polymerase II-specific; RNA polymerase II cis-regulatory region sequence-specific DNA binding
Source: RefSeq, a predicted model, not a curated record